UCAGUGCUGAAGCUAGCCUUGGUCUGAGUUGUAGUCCUUGUAGACCCUGGAGCAAUGAACUGAAGACAUGAUAACGACGGGACCGGAAGCGAGGCAAACGCAUAGGUUGUUGGACUUGAAAAAGCAGCAAUGGGCAAAGGAACGAGCGGAAAUUGCGCGCAUGGAUGAGAUGUAUCAUCAUCAGCAUACAUCGCAUCACAAGAUUGAGCGCACCAGCAUACGCACCUACUACUCCAAUUUGGAUUUAAGUCAAAGCGCCAGCAGUCGCGCCAGUCAAGCGCCGCCCAUGCAGCCAGCGCCAGCGGAUUAUCGACGUCAGCAUAGCGAGGAUUAUAUGCAUCAGUUGCAGCGCUAUAUGCAGGAGCUGGAUGUGCCGCCAAGCAGCAGCGACUAUGAGGCGCAGUAUCGCGCGCGGCGCCAGCGUCGUGGCAGCUAUGCGCCUGGCAUGCAGCUGCCGCCCACUGGACGCUACAUGGAGCUGGCGCCCGCUGCGCUGCAGACAGCCAAGGCGCGCAUGCAGCAUGCGCCACCCCAAGCGCAACGCUUGAGAAGUCCCAGUUUGCCUACAAUACGGCAAAGGCAACAGCCGCAGCAGCAAAAGGCGGCCAAUCAACCUGGCAACGCCACAAAGAGCACAAACAUUGAUCCUGGCAACGUGACAGCGACUCAUCGAUUAAACAAUGCGGGACAAGCGCUGGUGCCCGCUGCUGGUUGCCAGGAGGAAGACACUUCGGGCUAUCUAAGCGACACGCCCAAGCAUAUACAUACGCCCGAUAUUUGGUACAACGAUGGCGCCAGUCAAGUGGAAAUGGAAGUGGAGGCUGAAGCGGAGAGCGUCAUAAGCGCUGCAGUGGGUGGGGGCGUGGGCGUUGCGCCAGGCAGACGCUUGCGACGCGCUAUCAAUAAGACGCCCGCCUAUGAACCGCUGGCCGCUGAUGGUUACUUGGCCGAUGGUCACUACUAUUUGCCCAGCUCUUCCCACUUGAGUGUUAGUCGCGAUGUCUCCACUAGCAACACCUACCAGGUGGCCAUAAGCAAUGCCUGCGAGCAGGAUUUCUAUGGGCAGGAGCAGCGCGCACGCUGGCUCAACUAUGCGCCUGCUACACCAGUGCAGGAUGCACUGCCGCCACCUGGUUGGCUCAAUCGCGGCAUGCAUGACCUCAAGGACAGCGAGGACGAUGUGCAGUCGCUGCAGUCCAGCUCCACUUAUUUGCGUGGCCAGAAUGCGCCGCUGGAUGCGCACACGCUGGCCGAGCGCAUGGACAAGCGACGCAAGGCGGCGGAGUAUCAUAACGCCAUCAAGCAGCAGCUGCAUGAGCGUGAGCUCAUACGCAAGUGGGAGCUGGAUCGCCAGCGGCAGCAGGAGCAGCUGGAGGAGCAGCGCAUGCAGCGACAGAAGCAGCUGGAGCAGCAGCGUUUGCAGUAUGAGCGACAGCAGCAGCUGGAACGCGAGCAGGCGGCGCAGCAGAAGCAGCAGCUAAUGCUGGAUGCCAUAGCCAAGGCGGAGCUGGCAGCCAAGCUGGAGAAGCAAAAGCAGCGCAAGAAGCGCGCGGCAACAGCGAAGACAGAGCUGCUGCAAGUUUUAUCUGUGGAGGAGGAAGAAGAGCAAGAGCAGCAGCCGCCAGAGUCAGCAGAGGUAACGCAUACGCCACGUGCGCCGCCGGCACAACAACCCGUGCUGGUCUCUGAGGAAAAAGUGCUCAUCGGCACGCCCAUUAAUCUGCGCAGAACUAUAACCAAGCCCAUACUGCAGCCCAAGGAGGAGACAGCGUCUUCGCCGGCGCCUUCUCCAGCGCAGUUUAGCGAGGAAAAGGCGCUGCUUAUGCAGCCGGCCACAUUGAUACCCUUGCCCGUGACCAGCGACAUUUUCGGACUGCAGAACACCAUUGGCAAUCUACAGAUUGCUACUUACCUAAUGCAGGCGCCGCCAGCGGUAAGCACAGCGCAGAGUUAUUCCAAAGCGACCAUGACGCAGCGCACUGACAAUUCCAUUUACACUGAGGACGGCUAUCAGGCGGAGAAAGAGGAGGAGGAGGAAGAAGUGCAGACAGCGCGCUCGGCGAGCUUCUCGCCCGACUCACUUGAGGUGCAACUAACGCCCGCUGCUGCAACGGAGUCCAACAAACUAGCCUUGAUGCCGCUGCAGACUUCUCCGCGUGCUGCAGGUGGCGCCACUCAAACGGAUGUGGAAACACAAACGGAACUGCCGCUCAAUUGCGAUUUGUGUCUAUUUCACGAUAAUUUCUACAAGGUGCUGCUCAAGCGUGAAGUCUCCACUACCACAACAACGCAAACCUGCAAAUCGCAGACUCAACCCGCUAAGGAAUCCACAGCGGAAAAGGAUCAUGAGACCACAACGACUACAACAACAACAACUACGACCACAUUCAAGGCCAAAAGCAAGGACAAAGAGAAGAACAAAAAGCAGCAGAGCAAAGACAAGGAGGCCAACAAAAUGGACGAUCGUCCCAAAUGGGGCGUCAAUCGACCCGUGGUGCAGUACGUCAAGGCCAGCGAUCGCGAUCCCUUCUGCCUGCGCAAGAAGAAGCAUCACACAGCGCUAACCAAGCCGCCACCACGUUCGCUGUCCAUGGACUCACGUCUGGAUGCCGUUGCUGUGCUGCCUGAGGCGGCGGCUACGCUGCUCAAUGGCGAGCAGGAUGAGGAGGGUUUUCUUCUCAAAGCGCGCAAUGUCUGCACUGAGAUUUUGCCCAUUAAAACCGACGAAAAGGGACGCAUUUUUCUAAACUUUCGCGAGGCGAGCGCCAUAAUGAACGAGGAUGAAAUCAAGGACAAGCUGCGUCAGAAGUAUUUCAACUUUGGACGCAUACUGCCCCGACGCAGUUGGGCCUCGGCCACGCAGCAUGGACUGCCGCUGAGCGUGACCACAGCACCGCCAGCAGCACUAACCGUAGGCGAUCUAGCCGAUGACUAA
Molecule: messenger RNA, 2935 nt
Organism: Drosophila busckii
Lineage: Eukaryota; Metazoa; Arthropoda; Insecta; Diptera; Drosophilidae
Exons: 2
Coding region: 68-2935 (955 amino acids)
Biological process (GO): cilium assembly
Cellular component (GO): cilium; microtubule
Molecular function (GO): microtubule binding
Source: RefSeq, a predicted model, not a curated record